UAUAAAGGAGCAUCUAGUAAAUUCUGGGAGCGAACGCAAUGUGUUCCUGCAGCUGAAUGGUAUGUGUCCCUUAGGCUUAUGUGGUUACACAUACAGCUCACUUCCAUUCAAAAGUCCAGCUAUACUACCCUCUACUCUAAAAGAGCAUGGCUAGGCAUCAGGAUCUACUAUAGAACAUUGACUGAGGAAGCCCAUGCCAUCCGAGCAGACCUGUUGCUGUUGUUUGCUCACACUGGAAUGACAUGACCAGAGAACAAAGUUCGCUUCUGCGUUAUCGCCGGGACGUGCGCAGCAGGAGCAGGUACCCAUUCCCCACAAGAGGCCGUUCUUGGAGGACAUCUCCGCACGCCUUAGCCAGGUUUGUCGUAUACGCGCAAAAAAAAGUCUUCAAGAAUGGCGGAAAUCGCAGAGGAAAAUAUUUAUGAAAAAAUCGACGAGGGAAACGUAUACGAAAAGCCGUCUGACGAGCUGGUGAACCCUGCUGUGGUUAUGUAUGAGAAUCAAGAUGAGUUUAACGACACUUCAGUUAAAGAAGCGUUUUACAGUGAAAUUGAAGAUUACGCAACUAUUAAUAAAGCCGACAGAGCAUCUCCGGACUACAUGAACACUACACACGGGGUAGAGGGCUGUUCCUUCAGCGGCGCUCCUGCCGAAAUCAACGGCGAUGUAGCCUCCUCCGGACGGUCAUCCUCAUCUUCCUCCCUGCGGUAUGACGACCCUUGCGAUGGCCCGGCGUUGCCAGUGCGCGGAGACGUCGCCGAGGACGGCAUGAUUAUGGCCUACACGCUGGAAGCAAGCACACCUGCUGAGCCAGAAGAAGUAGUUGACUACAGCCUCAAAACGGUGGAAAACAGUGUGGUUGAAGAGAAAGUGGCCGACCCCACUCAAGAUGAGAUUUCUCUCUUUGUCAAGGCCGGCUGUGAUGGCGAGAGCAUCGGGAACUGUCCGUUCUCUCAGCGCCUCUUCAUGAUACUCUGGCUCAAAGGCGUUGUCUUCAACGUCACUACCGUGGACCUGAAGAGGAAGCCAGCUGACUUGCAUAAUCUGGCACCGGGAACCCAUCCUCCUUUCCUUACCUUCAAUGGUGAGGUCAAGACAGACAUUAAUAAGAUUGAGGAGUUCCUAGAGGAAGCGUUGGCACCACCAAAAUACCCCAAACUGGCAGCCAGGCACAGGGAGUCCAACACAGCAGGGAUUGACAUAUUUGCAAAGUUCUCAGCUUACAUCAAAAACACCAGGCCAGAUGCCAAUAGAGGGUUGGAGAACAACCUGACGAAGGCCCUGUGGAAGUUGGAUGAGUACCUGAACAGCCCUCUGCCUGAUGAGAUAGAUGCAGACAGCAUGGAGGAAGAAAAGAACUCCAUCCGCAAGUUCCUGGAUGGGAACGAGCUCACACUGGCAGACUGCAAUCUGCUGCCAAAACUCCACAUCGUCAAGGUCGUCGCCAAGAAGUAUCGCAACUUUGACAUCCCCUCAGACAUGAAGGCAGUGUGGCGCUACUUAAACAGUGCAUACACGCGAGACGAGUUCACCAACACCUGCGCCGCCGACAAAGAGAUUGAGCUGGCCUAUCAGGAUGUGGCUAAGAGGCUGACCAAGUAAAGCCUGUGACACAACUAUCAGAGGAAUAAGACUUUACCGACACAGGCCCAAAUGGAUCUGAAGCGGUGCGCUAGGAUUUAUGCUAUAUAAAUAGUUUGGCUCGGCUUGGCUUGGACCACUUUGAUCACCAGAAUUCCUCUCUGAUCGCUGGUCCCACAAAAGAAAGAAAUUGGAUGGUGCCAUUCUGGGUCAGGGAAGUCUCGUUCCCCUGCAAUGGUUGUGUCUACACUAUCGUCCACCUUGGCUAGAUGCAUUUUUUUACUGAUGAGUUGUUUUUCCUCUAUUUAUUUCCGUCAUUAAUAUCACUAGAUUCUCUAUCUACACUAGUUAAUGUCAUAUAAUUUAAGGAUGUUGCCUUUUGCAUUCAAAUUAUAACAUAAUUUUCAUAUAAGCUUGAUUGCUUAAAACAGUAUCCACUGAUUAGUUUGAAUAUAAAAUAGUAUUGUACUGAUGAUUUUCAGGACUCUUGAAUGGUUUUGCUGAGCAUAAUGAUGUAUAUUAGUGCUUAAUUUGUGUCUUAAUGACAAUUCAUGCUUUAUGCAAACAGAAAGGAACAAUUGUGAGCAGCAGGGUAAAAUGAACGAAGAACAAAAACCUCAAGCACUGAACAAAUCAAAUUUUCACUGGGCUGUUUCUGAACUCAAGCUGUUUAAAUGUUAUUCUUUUAAACAUUCAAAGCAGUUUGUCUCCAGUCAACUUCUUUAUGAAAGUAAACAGAUUAUUCAAGACACAUGCCUUCAUUUAGAGGUUCCCACCCAAAAUAUUAAACAUAAAGCAUUCCAUAUACAGUAUAUUUUCAUUUUGCUUCAAGUAGCUUUCACCCCUCUUCUUUCAGCUGUUCCGACAAAACGCAUUUUAUCACACUGGCUUUUAACUUAUCUCUUCAUCAGCAGAUAUAUCUCCCCAAAAGAUUUAGUCCUGACCUAAAUUAUGUCUGAUUAAAUUGAGUGGUGCAGCAAAGAAGAUUGAUGACCCCCAGUAGUGCUCUUAAGCAGAGGAAGGUGAUGUGGCUGGGCUCCUCUCCAGGGCUCUUCCUCUGCUCUGGGCAGUGCUGGAACAGCACACUCCACCACAGCAUCGCUCCUCACACAACUCACCUCCCUUGUGUGGCUUGGACUAACGUUUGAUAUGAAACGAGAGUAAGGCGCCAGAGGCCCAUCCUGCACCAACCUCUACGAUUAAAAUAAUAUUUUCACAAUUCUACUUGCAUUAUUUCAUUUUCCCU
Electrophorus electricus (electric eel) is the source of this 2827-nucleotide messenger RNA. It is a transcript of the gene clic5b, whose product is annotated as chloride intracellular channel 5b. The record is from RefSeq and is a predicted model, not a curated record. Lineage: Eukaryota; Metazoa; Chordata; Actinopteri; Gymnotiformes; Gymnotidae.